Messenger RNA from Caenorhabditis auriculariae, 1560 nucleotides. NCBI's taxonomy places the organism in Eukaryota, Metazoa, Nematoda, Chromadorea, Rhabditida, Rhabditidae. The record is from the annotation of a GenBank genome assembly.
AUGUGUCAUUUUGAGGUCUUGUCGGAGUUUUUUUGGUUUUUACCGCUUACUUUGCAGGAACAAGCUUUUAAGUUUUGAAUUCUCAAAGGAGAAGAAAAAAAGAGUUGGAAUGAUCGAUAUUUGGUAUACGUUUCGAUCAAAAAAGAUGAAAACUUUGGAAAAACGGGAGUUUUAUUGAUUUUUCACUUCAAAAAGCUCUGUUUGGACCAUAAAAAUUCAAAUUUUCUUUCUUAUUUGACUGUUUCAGGACAAGACAGUGAGAAGAAUAGGUUCUACGAAUGGAUUGGUCCGUUCCAAGAGGAGCACUCAUCCGUCUCCCGAUCUCAAAAGUGAGUUUUAAAAAUUCAAAGGAGCAUGACCUGAACAAGUUGAUGGUUUUAAAGCGAUUUUUUUUUGAUUUUUGAGAAUUUUUUUGCUCUGGAUCCUACUUCAUUGUGAAGCUAUCGAUUCGAAAAAAAAAUUAUUAGAAGAUAUUUUUUAUUUCUCACUCUGAAAUAUUACACUUCAUUCACUGACUUGUGAAUCACUGCUAUCACAAAAACUUUACUACCAAAAAAAGUAAGAAAUUAGUUACCCUAAUACGAUCAAGACAAAUUGAGAGUAAAGCCGGAUUAACACAGUUUUUCUUCUACUUUCUCCCCUUCAAUUUGUUAUUUCACAGCGCUCUGGUCGCCGUGGUCAGAAUGGUCGGAAUGCGAAUGCGGCAGGCAGAAAAGGAAGCGAGUCUGUCUGAAACAAAUCAGGGUCGCCUCCAACGGCAGUGCUGAGCGUGAGUUCGGAGGGGUCAGGAAACAAACAAAAAAAAUCAGAAUAUUUGGAUCAGUAGCUGAUUUUUUUUUUUGAUAACGGGUGAGCCGUUCUCUCCGUUAUUCAGAUGUUUCGAGGAAAUCCAGAGAAGUCCCUCUAGGGAUAACCUCAGGGACUUUUGAAGUACUCCCUCUGGGGGCCAUUAAACCUAUCGGACAGCAUUAUUAUGUUCAUUGUUGUGAGCUCUAUGCGAAAAACUCAAUAAAUCAGUGAUUUUCGAAUGAAAAAAAAAAUUGAAGACCCCUAUAGGGGCCACUUGAGCUUCAGAGGUUCAGAGCUCGAAACCUUAACCCUUAUAGGGAGCACCUAAAUUUUAACCUAAACCCCUACCGGGAGAACUUGUUGUUUUUUAUAGGGGUAUUUCUUUCCUCUAACCCCUACAGGAACAACUCUAGCGUUAAUAAAAUCAAAAAAAAAUUUUUUUUUGUGGUCGUCUGUUGAAGAUUGAGAAAAGUCUAAGAAAAAUUUCGAUGAGGUGAAAAUCCUUUUUGUCGGAACUGUUGAAGAUAUAUAUAUAUAUAUAUAUAUAUAUGUUUGCAUAACUACUUCAGCUUUUUUUCAAUUUUAAACCCGAGAAAGUUUUCAGAAACCUUCUACCCGAUCGAAAAAUCGACAGGACCACCAAUCGAGUUCCCCGAACCGGCGCCGUUUCCGUCGUUGAUGUCCAGAAAUCGCAUAAGACGUUCCAAUAAAUGCCCUGCUCCGCAAAUCGAAAGCCGCGCAUGUUUCUCUAUCAAAUCUUGCAUAGAUUAA